This is a messenger RNA of Durusdinium trenchii, 1203 nucleotides long. Lineage: Eukaryota; Dinophyceae; Suessiales; Symbiodiniaceae. The record is from the annotation of a GenBank genome assembly.
AUGCUGUGGCUCCGCGGACAAGAACUCCGAGCUCCCCUUGUGCGGGAACCCACGCCCUUUGUGCCGACCGUGGAGAAGAUAGAAACCAUGACGGAUUCCGAAAGGCAGAACCGAUUGGAGUAUUGGAUCGCCUUUUGCUUGUUGAGUGUCUUUAUCACCACCAUCCUGGGCACCCUUCUUAUGCACUUGUGCCCGAAGAUGCGGCGAUGUUUGUCCGGCUCGGGCAAGCAAGGUGCAUAUACGCAGGUGCGCAAGAGCCACGUCUCGCGACUUGAACGGGGUGACGAGGGCAUCACAGAGAGGGACUCUGCUCAGAGCGUGCAGGGUGCUUGGCGCGUGGAGAGACAGCGGAUUUGGACGGCGGUGGCCUUCGCCGGCACGGCGACUGCCUGUGGACUUGCGAGCGUGUGGUCGCUCGUGACCCACCGACUGGACAAGUCCGUGGGUCUGAACUGGGAGGUUUAUGCGGUUCUGCUGGUGGCAGGUGAACUCUGGCUGCUGCUGCAAGCGCUGCUUGCAGUGAUUUGGCUCUCUCACGAGGGCAACUUUGCCGUGACGACCUUCGCAGAAGCCCUUUUUGUUUGCGUAACCCCCUUCAUUUCAGAUCUGUUUGAUACUUUGAAAGACACAGUGUUUGCAGCCCUUUGCUUGCAAUCCAAUCACCUUCUGCUGAAGGUCGUCGGUAUUUUAAGCUGGGCCUACUUGCUCUUAAUUCAUGUGUACUUUCUCCUAGAGGCGAAUACCCUGACCGAACUGGUGGGCUGUUACUUGCCGGCCUUGAUGGCCAUGCCCGAAACAAAAGUGACAGAAGCAGCAUCAGGGACCUCGUCGUGCUAUGAGAGCUUGUUUCAAAAAUGCAUUCCGCUUCUGUCACUUCUAUACAAGCAGAUGACCCCAACGAAGCGGCAUCUGCUUAUCUUAGAAAACGUCCCCCAAGCCGUGGGUGCGAUCAUAUUCCUGAAACUAGAAGGUGGAUCGUUCUUUGUGGGAGUCAUUAACCUCAUCAUCCCAGGGGUCCAGAUUUUGGCCACCUAUCUUCUGUUUCACCCGCUUCGAGCUUGGCUGGGGCCCGAACUGGGCCGCAAGCUCGCCCUCUUUCUGGAGAAGCCCGACUUCUUGAAGGCGAAGCAACUCUGGACCGAGGCCAGGGGCCACCAACGAGCGAGAGCCGAUAGCGAUAGUGAGCUAUGCGGUGUGUCGUAG